Messenger RNA from Amphimedon queenslandica, 1751 nucleotides. Its product is annotated as peptidyl-prolyl cis-trans isomerase FKBP4-like. NCBI's taxonomy places the organism in Eukaryota, Metazoa, Porifera, Demospongiae, Haplosclerida, Niphatidae. Gene Ontology annotation, molecular function: protein binding; peptidyl-prolyl cis-trans isomerase activity. The record is from RefSeq and is a predicted model, not a curated record. The transcript has 9 exons. Bases 118 to 1620 code for a protein of 500 amino acids.
UUUAAUAAAUUUAUAACUUUUCGUUUGAUAACUGCACACGUGGACUCCAGAAACUUCUUUUUCAUUUCACUCUCCUGGACUGGUCUUAAAAGUCUAAUCUAAUAUUAAAAAAUCAAAAUGGCUGAUGAAGACACUGCCCCAAUGGCCACAGAGGAACAGCCCACAGAGGAGCAGCCCACUGAGGAGCAGCCCACAGAGGAGCAGCCCACAGAGGAGCAGCCCACAGAGGAGCAGCCCACAGAGGAGCAGCCCACAGAGGAGCAGCCCACGGACACAGAUACCGCUCCUCCAGAGGAAUGGGGUCAGGACAUAUCACCGAACGGGGACGCUCAAGUUUUUAAAAAGAUUUUGAAAGAUGGGGAGGGAGACGAGACCCCAAUGAAAGGGAACGAAGUGUAUGUGCAUUAUACUGGACGACUCCUGGAUGGAACGGUCUUUGAUUCAAGCGUGGACAGAAAGGAAAUGUUUAACUUUAAACUUGGACAAGGGAGUGUGAUUAAAGGUUGGGAUGUAGGCGUGGCCACAAUGAAAAAAGGCGAGAAAUGUCUUUUGACAUGUAAACCGGACUACGCUUACGGAAAAUCUGGUGCUGGAGACAACAUUCCUCCUAAUGCAACCCUUCAGUUUGAAGUGGAGCUGUUCCACUGGGAUGGAGAAGAUGUGACAGGAGAUGAUGGAGUCGUAAUGUUCACUUUAAAGGAGGGAACUGGGCACAGGAAACCUACAGAGGGAUCAACUGUAAAUGUUCAUAUAAAGGGGAUGUAUGAAUCGAAAGUUAUUGAAGACAGAGAUGUGGAGUUUGAUCUUGGAGAAGGGUCUGAGUCUUCAGUCAUUGAAGGAAUAGAGAAAGCUUUAGCAAAGAUGAAAGAAAAAGAAGAAUGUAGGCUAGUUAUUCAGCCUGGCUAUGCUUAUGGGGCAAGUGGUAAUGAGGCUAAUGGCGUCCCUCCUAAUGCAGUUGUAACCUACUGGGUAACACUCAAUAGUUUCAUAAAGGCCAAAUCUUCCUAUGAGUACGAUGAUGUUAAAGAUAGGAUUACUGACAGCACAGCACUAAAAGAGAAAGGCUCCAAGUAUUUUAAAGAGUCAAAGUUCCCACUUGCUCUCAAGCUCUAUCAAAGAGGACUGGGAUUGGUGGAUAAGAGUGAUGAUGGAGAGGCAACAAAGGAGAUCAGAUUAAUCCUCCUCCUCAAUACAGCUCUCUGUCAAAUUAAACAAAACUUAGGAAUAGAGGCCAGAGAUAACUGUGAUAAGGUUAUUGAGGAAGAUCCAUCAAAUGUUAAGGCUCACUUUAGAAGAGGACAAAGUUAUCAGUUGAUGCAAGAUUACGAUGAAGCCUUGAAAUGUUUUCAGGAAGUUAUUAAGCUUGAUGCAAAGAACCGAUCUGCAGUCCAACAGGCUCAAAUCUGUCGGCAAAAGAUUCGUCAACAACUUGAAAAGGACAAGAAGAUGUAUGCCAGCAUGUUCAAGGGAACAUUAAGCACCGAAGAUGACGAGAGGAAGGAUCCUGAGAAAAAGAAAAUGGAAAAUGGCGAUGUGAAGGAAGACAGCAGUCCAGUGAAGGACACGAUUGCUCAAGCUGUUGAAGAGGAAGAAAGGGAGUCUGCUCCAGUGGAAGCAUGAGCUAGAAUGAGGACAAAAAAUAAUAAUAAGAUUGCUUAAAUUAGGAAAGUUAUAUUUUAUUUUGUUUUAUAUACUGGGACUUUUCUAGUUUUUGUUUUGAAUAUGAUUCAAAUUUUGUUGGGUUUACUGAG